Messenger RNA from Sarcophilus harrisii (Tasmanian devil), 2980 nucleotides. It is a transcript of the gene HJV, whose product is annotated as hemojuvelin BMP co-receptor. Bases 828 to 2105 code for a protein of 425 amino acids. The record is from RefSeq and is a predicted model, not a curated record. Gene Ontology annotation, molecular function: coreceptor activity. Gene Ontology annotation, biological process: BMP signaling pathway. The transcript has 3 exons. Gene Ontology annotation, cellular component: plasma membrane. Lineage: Eukaryota; Metazoa; Chordata; Mammalia; Dasyuromorphia; Dasyuridae.
ACCCCUGACCCCCACUUGAGUGCUAGGCUCUCCAGGUGGAAAAGAGAGUGGUAUUGUGUGCAUAAGGGGUGGGGUAGAUAAUUUUAUAUUUAUAGAGCUGAAGAGGUUAGAGGUAGAGAGAAGUAUAAAGGGGAUAUCAGGAAAAUAUUAGAAAAAAAAAAAAAAAAGACCGAUCUGUACACUUGCUUUGCAGUUGUUAUUCAAUGGAGAAAGCAUAAUACUAGGUUCCAAAAGAAAUUGAUCUGCAUGCUGGGUUCAAAUUAGGCACUAGAUAUUCCUAGCUUUAUCCCUUCUUUUUCAUUCAACUCAUCCAGGUGUGGGGUAUGGCAAGUCAUCUGGGUCUUUAGUGGACCCAAGAGCAAAAGAGGUGCAUUUCUGAAACGCCCCCAGCGUGUAUCCCCAUUGAGGAGCCCCCUGGGAUAACAGAGUAGUAGCUCGGUCCCCUUGGUCAUUUGCUUCUUGACCCCAUGACUGUUUGGCCAGCUCAGUAUGGGCCAGUCCAGUGGACUCUGCUCUUCCCCCCAAACCCGCCCAUCCUCCCUCCACCUCCGGCUAGGGGUGUUGCACAAGGGCCCUGGGGUGACCAUGGGAGGGAGACACAGGGACAGGAAGGUUCUCCUAGCCCUGAAUCCGCCCUUCUCUCCUCUCAUUCCUACCUUCCCUCAUUUCUUUGACCUCCUUAGAUCCCCUAUAGCCCUUCUCACCCAAGACUUUGGCUCCUCUCACUUCAGCCCCCAACCAGCCUUUUCUUUGCCUGAGGUCCCUUCCAGGGGAUCCGGCCAGCAGUGGAAGAGACCUGGGGACCGGGGGGACCUGACUGGAUAGGGAUGGGGGAACCAGGCCAUUCCCCGAGUCCGCGGUCCCCCCGUGGCAGCUCACUAAGCGCCCUCACUCUUCUGCUGCUCUUCUGUGGACAUGCUCAUUCCCAGUGCAAAAUCCUCCGCUGCAACGCCGAGUAUGUGGCAUCUACGCUGAACCUGCGAGGCGGGGGGCCUUCUGGGGGGGCCCGGGGGGCCGGAGUCCGGGGCCCGGGGGCGAACUCCGGCGGCCUCUGCCGCGCCCUGCGCUCCUACGCGCUCUGCACCCGGCGCACGGCGCGCACCUGCCGGGGGGACCUGGCCUUCCACUCGGCCGUGCACGGCAUAGAGGACCUCAUGAUCCAGCACAACUGCUCCCGCCAGGGUCCCACGGCCCCGCCCCCGCCGCCGGGCCCCGCCCCGCCCGCCGCCGGCCCCGCCCCCGCCGCCGGCCCCCCGGCCCCGGACCCCUGCGACUACGAAGGGCGCUUUUCUCGGCUGCACGGCCGCCCCCCGGGCUUCCUGCACUGCGCCGCCUUCGGGGACCCGCACGUUCGCAGCUUCCACCACCACUUCCACACGUGCCGCGUGCAGGGCUCCUGGCCUCUUUUGGACAACGACUUCCUUUUCGUCCAGGCCACCAGCUACCCGGUGGCCACGGGAGCCAACGCCACCGCCACGGGGAAGCUCACCAUCAUAUUCAAGAACAUGCAAGAAUGCAUUGACCAGAAAGUCUACCAGGCCGAAGUGAACAACCUGCCCGCAGCUUUCGAAGAUGGGUCAGUCAACGGCGGCGACCGCCCGGGGGGUUCGAGUCUGAGCAUCCGAGCCGAGGCUCCCGGGAGCCACGUGGAGAUUCGGGCCGCCUACAUCGGCACGACCAUCAUCGUUCGCCAGGCAGCCGGCCAGCUCUCCUUCUCCAUCCGGGCGGCCGAGGAGGUGGCCAGGGCCUUCUCGGCCGAGCAAGAUCUCCAGCUCUGUGUGGGCGGCUGCCCCCCGAGCCAGCGGCUCUCGCGCCCGGAGCGCCAGCGAAGAGGGGCUCUGACCUUUGAUGCGGCCAGGCAGCUGUGCAAAGAGGGGCUGCCGGUUGAAGACGCUUAUUUCCAUUCGUGCGUCUUCGACGUCCUGACCUCCGGGGACCCCAACUUCACCCUGGCCGCUCAGGCCGCCCUGGAGGACGCUCGGGCCUUUCUGUCAGACCUGGAGAAGCUGCAUCUCUUUCCUCGCGAUGCUGGCGCUCGCCUCAGACUCACGGCUCUGCUGGACCUCGCCCUUCUCGGCACCCUCGCUUCCUGGAGCUCCGUCUGACCGCUCCCGCAGCCGCCUCGGGGACCCAGCUAAAGCUUCCAUGGCCCGCCUCGGGCGCGUCUGGGCCACUCACGUGGUGGGAACGACGCGUGGAGGAGGCAGAGGAGGUCUCCAAGUCUGAGAAUGUCCCGGUGGUAUUUCCUCAGAUGUCUGCAAAUGGGCUAAAAUCCAGGGUCGGCGGGACCCCAGGAUAGGGGAAUGGGGCUGGGCGUGGGCUGGGACUAGAGUCCCUGUGGUCUCCUCCUCUCCGGGAAAGCCCUUAACGAGCCUCUUCGUCUUUAUGCUCGGCUAAUUCUCCUCCUACUGUUAUCUUUGCAACGAUCUAGUCAUGGAAGGCAUGAAGUCGUUUGGAGUGAACAUAACUUCGAAGGUGUUUGUUCAUUCUACCUUUUGAACAAAAAAAGCAAUCUGGUGUUUUGAUUUUUCAUUGGUUUUCAUUGAUGCUUAUACCAUAUAUAAGCUCUCCUCUCAGUGCAAAACCCCUCCAUGCUUUUCCAUCCAGUUUAGUAUUACAUUUGCCCAUUAAUCCACUAUAUUAGAUUGAUCCAAUACACUGGCCUCUCUCUUGUCCUUUUAUUAUCACCGAAAUGCCAAUAGACGAUUAAGAUUAUCAGUCCUUCAUUCUCAAUAUAUGACACCACUUUUUUCUAGUAAUAUAUUUCAUUGUUUUUUUUACAUGACUUCUCUAGUGAAACUUUUUUUUAAAAGCAACAUUCUACAACAGGAAAUUGGAAUUUUAAAAAAAAAAUGGCUUGAGGACCUGGCUUUGCCUCCUAAUUCUGUGACCCUAUUAUGUAAGCUGCAAGUUCUUUAAGUGACAUUUUCCCUGUCUAUAAAACAGAAAUGUUCACAACUUAAUAAACUGUGAAAAGAUA